Molecule: messenger RNA, 2102 nt
Organism: Lottia gigantea (owl limpet)
Lineage: Eukaryota; Metazoa; Mollusca; Gastropoda; Lottiidae
Exons: 6
Coding region: 196-1149 (317 amino acids)
Source: RefSeq, a predicted model, not a curated record
AUCUCGACAACGGACCUAUUAUUUUGGGUGUUGUUGAAACCCUAAAAUAUUAUAUUCAUCUUAUUUCUUGCUAUUUUUGUCAAGUCAUCCUCCAAUUCAAAGAUGCGGUCGGGAUUUUAACAUUGGAAUUAUCCACGGUCGUUCAUGUUCAUAUCACCGAAAGCCUGCAAUCUUUACAACUAGAAUUUGUUCAAGAUGUCUACCAGCCACAGUCCUGUCCGUGUGGUGCUAAUUUUUACCGCCUUUCUGUUUUUCCUGGUGGCCAUUGUAUUCAAUGUUUUAUCUUUCUAUGGCGGACAAGAACUGGGUAUUUUUAGAGCAGAUAUGCUAGAAAAUGCCACCAUGGAAUAUUAUACCGAAGUCGGACCUGCUAGUUGGACGUUUGGUUUGUGGGCAUUGAUAUAUGUUUGGCAGGCGUUAUGGUUGGUGUAUGCCUUGUCGACUGUUUGUAGAACCCGAGACGGUGAAUACCUCUACACCAUGGAGUUCAUGUCCCCAGGAGUAUUCCUCAUGUUUAUAAUCAAUUUAUGUUUUAAUGUGGCCUGGUUGAUUAUAUGGGAUCGUCGUUAUGUCAUUUUAGCUUUCAUAAUCAUCGCUUUGUUACCAUUUACUCUCUACGUCUCUCUUUACUUCUCUUUUUCACGUCUGUACAGAAAUAUCGACGUCAUGUUCAAACGUCAUAUGGAUACUGACGUCUGGUUAGUACGUCAUCUGAUGCAGAAUGGUCUCUCGUGCUAUGCCGCAUGGGUUACUAUAGCUACCAUGGUGAGCCUGACGACAUUGUUGACGUAUUCGAUCGGCGUUCCACAGUCGACGUCCUCGUCCAUUGUUUUAUGUGUUAUUGCAGUAGAGGUUGUCAUAUGGUUUUUACUAGAUGUGAUUUUAUUUGAUAAAUACACACGCUACGUCUACUCGCCAUAUAUCGUACAAGCAGUAGCAGCCGCGGGAAUAAUGGCACAGAAUUAUGACCUGAACAAACGAUUCCUAAAUUCUAUUUUUAUGUUAUGUUUAGUUGCCGUGGCAGGUGCUUUACUCAUUGCUAAAAUCUUCAUUAUUCUUAUUCGCCAUUUUGUAACUCCCAAAUCAAAAGGUAGUAAAAGAUAUUAUGUAGGCGACACUUUAAAUACAUCAAUGGUCCGUAUGUCAUAAAGCCGGGACUGUCGUUUUAUAGAAAAUUAAUCAGGGAAACUGUUUUUUACAACUGUCAAAAGAAUCACCCUAUAAAUCAAUUCCAUGGAAAAGACAAAGACAAAAUCUUAAAGCAUAUUAGAGUGUAGUGCUUGGCCCGCUACAGCAGUUUUUUGAGUAUGUUCUGCUUUUGAACAGUUAAUUACAUUGAAAAGAAAAGUGCGGCAUGGAUUUAAAAUAGAUGUGAAUGAGAUAGAAAGAUAUAAUUUAUUCCAAUUCUACAAGUGGAUCUAAGAAAGAGACUUCUAGACAAUUUCUAAGUUUAAUGAUUUCAGGAAAGCUUUUGAUUGAGUGUGUGGUGAUAGUCUAGUGGGUAUUUUAUAUUUAUAGACGUAUUUAAUAUAUAAUUAAAAGAUAUUUCAUUCACUUUAUUAGUCUUUUUUAAGGAUAUUCCGUAAACUAAGUAUUUCAUUGCUUGUAUUUACGCCAUCUGUAUAGUCAUCUAAAUAUUUACUUUAUCAGCUGAUAGAACUCAAUUUCAGCUAUCUGUAUAGUCAUCUAAAUAUUUACUUUAUCAGCUGAUAGAACUCAAUUUCAGCUAUCUGUAUAGUCAUCUAAAUAUUAUUCACUUUACCAGCUGAUAGAGCUCAAUUUCAGCUUUCUGUAUAGUCAUCUAAAUAUUUACUUUAUCAGCUGAUAGAACUCAAUUUCAGCUAUCUGUAUAGUCAUCUAAAUAUUUACUAUACCAGCUGAUAGAACUCAAUAUCAGCCAUCUGUAUAGUCAUCUAAAUAUUUACUUUAUCAGCUGAUAAAACUCAAUUUCAGCUAUCUGUAUGGUCAUCUAAAUAUUAUUCACUUUACCAGCUGAUAGAGCUCAAUUUCAGCUAUCUGUAUAGUCAUCUAAAUAUUUACUUUACCAGCUGAUAGAGCUCAAUUUCAGCUAUCUGUAUAGUCAUAUAAAUAUUUACUUUACC